Anopheles funestus (African malaria mosquito) is the source of this 1871-nucleotide messenger RNA. RefSeq names its product NF-kappa-B inhibitor-interacting Ras-like protein (gene kappaB-Ras). Gene Ontology annotation, biological process: canonical NF-kappaB signal transduction. The transcript is spliced from 3 exons. The coding region runs from base 221 to 946 and encodes 241 amino acids. Lineage: Eukaryota; Metazoa; Arthropoda; Insecta; Diptera; Culicidae. Gene Ontology annotation, molecular function: GTPase activity; GTP binding. The record is from RefSeq and is a predicted model, not a curated record.
UUGAUGUCAUCGCCCCCUGUUUCAAGCGUAAACAAUCCCGUUGUUUGUGCUGUGGAUUCACACGAUCUCACCCCUAAUAAUCGCGCUUUCGCUUCACACAUUCAGGCCUAUCGACGGCACUAUGAGCAGGCACAAUUAAGCAUCCGUUCCGAAACUCAAAAUUCUCUGACACGGUCGUUUUCCAUCCCCAGUUUCCCCUGUUGUGUGUUUAAAAGCAACGAUGCUCACGUCGAAAAUUUCAAAAAUCGGUAAAGUGGUAAUAUGUGGUGGCAAGGGUGUUGGAAAAACCGCUAUGCUGGAGCAACUCAUCUAUGGCCACGUUACGAUCGAUUCGGAGCUGCACAGCACGAUCGAGGAUACCUACGUGGCCAGCGUAGAUACUGGGAAGGGAAGUAGAGAUAUGCUGCGCAUUUACGAUACUGCUGGGUUGCAGGGAAACGUCCAACUGCCCCGGCACUAUCUGCUCUUUUCGGAUGCGUUUAUACUAGUGUACGAUCCGAGCGAUCCUGCCAGCCUGGACAUGCUGGCCGGAAUUAAAAGUGAUAUCGAUAAGUACAAGGAAAAGAAAGAGAUGAUAAUUAUUGUGAUAGCAAAUAUGCAUUCUCGUCAAGGGCGCUUGACAAGUGGAGCACCGAUUAACGCCGCCCCCUCGACAGGUGGUGGUACACUGCUGCACUCACCGAACGGAAAUCAUCACCAGAGCAAUGGUGCAAACAACAGUCCACAAAUCAGCAACAACGAUCUAAUUGAAUCCAAUCUCAAUCGCGCCAACAACUGGUGCGCACGGGAACGCAUCAAACAUUACACGGUCAAUGCGAUGGAACGGGCAUCGCUGUACGAACCGUUCAUACAGCUCGCCAUCCGUCUAUAUCCGACCCAAACCAAAAGCUCCUUUCCUCAGCUCAGACAGCUUACGCAAAAAACGUCCAAAGUGGAUAAUAGCUAGUGUGCGGCCGCAUUUGACGGUGCGCGGACAGAGCUUUAUUUAUGUUGUUAGUGGAUAGUAAUACCGAUAUACUUACCCUGCUAAUUGGCUGUUGAGCAUAGUGAAACCAAAAAGUCGAGGAAAAUCUAAACACAAUCGAACAGUUCCCCGCUCUCGGAUCGUAUGCAUAUCAUGCAAGCUGUUCCGCUCGAUCGUACUGCAAACAGUUUUCCGCAGUACAAGUAUUUGUUGCAGUCUUUUAUAGCACACCUAUACACCGUGCUAUAAUAGCAGAUGGUGAUAAGAGGAUGUGGCAAAAAUCCCUGCAAUUAUUUUACGCGAAAGUUAGUGUAAUAUUUUAUUUAUGGUAUUAUUUCCAUCUUGCUUUUACUCUCCCGGUAAUGGGAAAGCUUUCCUGUAGCUGCAAUUAUUUUAUUUUACUCUGUGAGAAUCGUCUUAAAUCGUACUUAAAAAAUGCAAUCUAGAUCUGUAAGCAACAAUCGAAUCGGGUAAAUUAAAAAAAAAAUAAAACUAAAACAAAAAAAACAAUACUGUAAGUUAAGUAAAUGCAAACUUUUAUCUCUUCCUUAAAGUUGCUUAGUUUUAUUAUUAAAAAUUACAGCCCAAUUUAGUGCACAAUCCCAUCCCCCGGGGAUGACAUAGACCGGAAUAUACCGGAAUGCAGGAUUUAUUUUUCUUCCUCUGCUGUUGCACUGCUUUACCACUUUAAAAGAUACUUAAGCUUUCUUAGUAUAAUGCGCGUCCCGAAUAGUUUAUCCCAGAUGUCGCUGCUAAUACCGUAACCUUGGGAGAAAUUGGAAAGGAGCAGAAGAAGGAAACGAGUUGUUACUCAUGUUGUAGUAUUGUACUGUUUCGAAGUUAGGUUAAGCCGAUUGUUUGACAAAAUGUAAAACAUAUUUGAUAAAACAUUAUAGACUGAAAAGUA